Molecule: messenger RNA, 1513 nt
Organism: Zingiber officinale
Lineage: Eukaryota; Viridiplantae; Streptophyta; Magnoliopsida; Zingiberales; Zingiberaceae
Product: transcription factor BHLH3-like
Exons: 4
Coding region: 312-1295 (327 amino acids)
Biological process (GO): regulation of DNA-templated transcription
Cellular component (GO): nucleus
Molecular function (GO): sequence-specific DNA binding; protein dimerization activity; DNA-binding transcription factor activity
Source: RefSeq, a predicted model, not a curated record
UGAUUUUAACUCUAUUUGAACAAGUCAAAUCUCGGUCAAACCUCUCUCCCUCACUCCUCACUUCUUCUCACCCAAACGUUCAUGAUUCAUGCACUGCGACUCCAAUGAGAUUGCUGAUUUCUAUGAAAGUGAAAGAAAGGCACCACACAUACCCACGAAGAAAGAGAUAAAAUUCUACUCAAGAUCUUACUUUAAUCGCCUAUAAAAUUGCUACACUCUCUUAUACGAUGCGAAUAAUUGUCUCUCUUUUUUUCUCUCUAUAAAUACGUUCCUCCGACUACAGUCCGCAGCUGCAGCAGCAGGUGGAAGCCAUGGAGCACGACGAGCAAGGCUUCUUGGAAGAACUGCUUUCCCUGAGGAAAGAUGGAUGGCUGGACUCCUCCUUUCCUUCCGGCAUCUCUGAGUUAUUCGCCCCCGCUGAUGCCGGCGGCAGCUUCGACUGCCUCCAACAGAACCCUGUAGCGGGCGCCGCCGCAGCGCUCGUCGCCCCCACCUUCACUUCCUUUGACGCCGCUGUCCCGGCGGAUGUCGGCUUCGACUACUUGAGCGACGUGUACUGCCCGGUCGGCGGGUACACGGCCCUGCCGGAGAACCAGUACUCCUCCUCCGUCCGGUCGACACUCGACGACAGCGACCUCAGCCUGGUUCACGGCGAGGGGCAGAGUGCGUGCAAGGUGGAGGUGGUGCAGUCGGCGGCCGAGGCCGCCACCGCCCCGCCGUUGGUGUUCGACCUGGGCGGGUGCUCGGAGAGGAAGAAGAAGAAGAAACUCGAAGGGAUGCCUUCCAAGAACCUGAUGGCGGAGCGGAGACGGAGGAAGAGGCUCAAUGACCGGCUCUCCAUGCUUAGAUCCGUUGUCCCCAAGAUUAGCAAGAUGGACAGAACCUCGAUUCUCGGGGACACCAUCGAUUACAUGAAGGAGCUACUCGACAGGAUCAAGCACCUGCAGGAGGAGAUCGAAGUCUCUCCUGACCAACCGAAUAUGCUCAGCAUCUUCAAGGAACUAAAUUCCAACGAAGUCUUAGUGAGGAACUCCCCAAAGUUCGACGUCGAGAGGAGAGACAACGAGACGCGAAUCGAGAUCUGCUGCGCCGCCAAGCCAGGCCUCCUGCUCUCCACGGUGAAUACCCUCGAGGCGCUUGGGUUGGAGAUCCAACAAUGCGUGGUCAGUUGCUUCAAUGACUUCGGAAUGCAAGCUUCCUGCUCUGAGGAGAUGGAGCAGAGGGCGGUGAUGCGCGCCGAGGACAUCAAGCAAGCACUCUUCAGGAAUGCAGGAUACGGAGGAAGGUGCUUGUAGAAAUAAAAUCGACCACAUGAACCAAAUUUUCUCGAGUUCUUGCACUUUUCUUGCUCUUGUAAAUCUCCAUAAAAUCUGAGAGUGAGAGCUUCAUCAGUUUUCAGAUGACCAAUGACCAAACCAAGUGGUUCAUGUUCUACUUAUCCUAUUGGUCAAAUUGAGCAUUGAUGUUUUACUUUUUUCCUUCAUGAAUAUUUGUUGCCUUCGAUUCUAUUUAA